AUGACCACUCAAACCCUUCCCCAAGCCCAUCGCGCUCUCAUCGUAAACUCCACGUCCUCCCCGCCCGCCGUCCAAACGAUACCAACGCCGCAACCCGGCCCUGGUAGCGCUGUCGUCCGCAUCCUCGCCGCGAACGUGAUAUCCUACAUGCGCCAGAUCUACAAUGGCGAGCGUCAGUACCCUUUCCCCACGCCUCUCGUCCCCGGCGCCAGCGCCAUUGGACGCGUCGCGGCCGUAGGGCCAGAUGCGACACUGCUGAAGCCGGGAAUGUUGGUCCUCGUGGACUGCACUAUUCGUGGGCGAGAUGAUGCGACUGCUGUGUUCUUGAGCGGAAUCCACGAAGGGUACUCGGAGGGGAGUAAAACGUUGAUGAGAGGAGAGUGGAAGGAUAGUACCUAUGCGGAAUACGCCAAGGUGCCACUGGAGACAUGCGAGGUCCUUGACGAGGGAAAGUUAUGUGGCAGAAUGGGGUACGAGAUCGCCGAUCUGGCGUAUAUCUCUGCACUGUUGGUACCAUAUGGCGGCUUAAGGGACAUCGAUCUGAAAGCUGGUGAGACUGUCAUCGUGAGCCCUGCGACUGGUGCUUUUGGCGGAGCGGCGGUAUUGGUGGCGCUGGCCAUGGGAGCGAGGGUGAUUGCGAUGGGGAGGAAUGUGGAGGCGCUUAAGAAGAUCAAGAAGAGGUGCGAGAGGGUUGAGAUCGUGCCGAUUACGGGUGACGUACUCAAAGAUUCGGAGGCUCUGAAGAGCUUUGGGGCGGUCGAUGCAUUUUUCGAUAUCAGUCCGCCUGAGGCUGGAAAGUCAACGCAUAUUAAGAGUGGGAUUCUGGCAUUGAAACAUAGCGGCAGGGUUAGUUUGAUGGGCGGCAUCAAGGAUGUGUCGAUUCCGCACUCAGUGGUUAUGCACAGGAAUUUGACGUUAAAGGGCAAGUGGAUGUUUGAGCGGGAAGACAUCAAAGGCAUGAUCAAGAUGGUUGAAAAUGGUGUGCUGAAGCUUGGUGAAAGCUCUGGAUCCAGGAUCGUUGGUAAGUUUGGAUUAGAGGACUGGGAUAAGGCUUUCACUGCUGCGGAGAAGAAUGCUGGGAUGGGAGAGUCGACUUUAAUUACACCUUGA
Letharia columbiana is the source of this 1110-nucleotide messenger RNA. RefSeq lists its product as uncharacterized. Gene Ontology annotation, cellular component: mitochondrion. NCBI's taxonomy places the organism in Eukaryota, Fungi, Ascomycota, Lecanoromycetes, Lecanorales, Parmeliaceae. Bases 1 to 1110 code for a protein of 369 amino acids. The record is from RefSeq and is a predicted model, not a curated record. Gene Ontology annotation, molecular function: oxidoreductase activity. The transcript is spliced from 2 exons.